Lichtheimia ornata is the source of this 588-nucleotide messenger RNA. RefSeq lists its product as uncharacterized. The transcript is spliced from 5 exons. Gene Ontology annotation, cellular component: plasma membrane; SNARE complex. Bases 1 to 588 code for a protein of 195 amino acids. NCBI's taxonomy places the organism in Eukaryota, Fungi, Mucoromycota, Mucoromycetes, Mucorales, Lichtheimiaceae. Gene Ontology annotation, biological process: vesicle fusion; vesicle-mediated transport. The record is from RefSeq and is a predicted model, not a curated record. Gene Ontology annotation, molecular function: SNAP receptor activity; syntaxin binding.
AUGAAGUUCUCCGCUCUCCUCUUUGUCGCUGCCGCUGUCUUUGCAACAGCCAACGCUGUUCCCAAUAUUAUCCAAGCCCCAAACAUUUAUGGUCGAGAACUCCCUCCAGGCACAAGCUGUGAACAGAUCUCCAGCGAUUCAUGCAGUGUGUAUUCGAACUACUGCCGCCGGGACCAUCGUGGCAGAUGCCGCACUAUUCACCGGUCGUCACCCUAUGAUCCCUACAUUCCCAAUGAGCAAGCGGAAGGUGCUACCUCGUCACCCAACAACAAGACACAGCGUGUACAGCACCAAGUGGAUGAAGUAGUGAAUAUCAUGCAAGACAAUAUUGACCAAAUGUAUAAGCGUGGUGAGAACCUCAACUCGUUGCAAAACAAAACAGAGGAUUUGCAUGCAACAUCAUCCCAGUUUCGACGAGGUGCCAACCAAGUACGCAAGCGAAUGUGGUGGAAAGAUUUGAAAUGGAAGAUUAUUAUUGGCGUCACUAUUCUUGUUAUUUUGGGUGCUAUCAUCGGUUCGAUUGCCGGUACUCAGACGCAUAAGAAUGACGACAGUGGAUCCUCAUCUGAACCAGCUCCUUCGUCGUGA